UUAGGUGCAAGCAUUUACCAUAAAUGAAGAUUUCAGAUUUCAAAUUCACUGGAACGCAUGCUGAGCCCGAUGACUUUUUAGAAUUGCAUAAUUGCACACACAGUCAUUGGAUUGGAAAGCAAGCUGCCAGAUUCGCAUGCUGCCCGGUUGAGUACAGCAGUGCAAAACAUUACUUAUAUAUAUAUAUAUAAUUCCCAACUUCAGAUUCCUCUCAUGGCUUCUCAUCUUGGUCAGAUAAGUGCAACUCUUCCAAUCCAUUUUUUCAAGAUUAUUCUUGAAACUAAUAUUGAAAGGAUAAAAGUACCUAGUAAGUUUACAAGGAAACAUGGGAGUUUUCUGCCAAAUCCAGUGUCUCUUAGGCCUCCAGAUUCAAAGGAAUGGGUAGUAUAUUGGACACAAGAAAAUGGUGAGGUUUGGUUAGAUAAGGGUUGGAAAGAGUUUGUUGAAAAUUAUUCCUUGAGUUAUGGAUAUUUUGUGAUGUUCAAAUUCAAAGGAACAUCCCAAAUUGAUGUAACCAUACUUGAUCCAAGUGCUGUAGAAUUAGAUUAUUUUUCUUCUGGUAAGGAAUCAGUUAACACCAUGAAUGUAACUCAGAUGGAGCAAGAGCCCAGACCAAUGUCAUCAAUGGUCCCUUCUCAACCUUGUGGAAAAACCCAGAAUGUGGAAAGAGACGCCAAUGUGCAGCAACAAGUGUAUGCAGAUAAGGGUGGUCCUUCUCAUCAAGGGACAAAUGUUCAAAAAAUAAUCAAGCAGCAACCAAACUGUAUGUUAUUCAUGAAAAUAUAUCUACUGCGCAUAACAUGGGUGAAGUCUACUCUAAGUGGAAAAUGUCUGAAUAAGCCAAGGUCACUAAAAGCUCAGAAAAUAACCAAGAAUUUUAAAUCAAAAUAUCCUUACUUCACAUCUUUGAUAGUGCAGGCUAAGUUGGAAGAGAAUGCUACGAAGCACGUGCCCAAGUUUUUGAAUUGUAUGAGGGGCCAGAAGGAUGUGAUGUUGCAGAUGGAGAAUAGGGAGUGGUGGGUGAAGUUAAUCUGUUGUCGUGAAAAAUAUGAUGUUUUCUCUUCUGGUUGGUCUAAGUUUGCAAAAGAGAGUAAUUUGGAAGUGGAUGACGUUUGUAUCUUUGAGUUGAUUGAUCCUGCAAUUCCGAUGCUUCGAGUUCAUGUUGUCAAAAGCUAGCUAUGUCCAUUUACCUUAUGUUCUUGUAACUCUUUUAAUUUCUGAAUUUCUGUCAUUUCAGGUUAAUCAUGCAAUGCUUCUGAGGAAUUUGAAUGAAAAUUUUAUGUUAAGUGAUUCUCUUA
Molecule: messenger RNA, 1298 nt
Organism: Vigna angularis (adzuki bean)
Lineage: Eukaryota; Viridiplantae; Streptophyta; Magnoliopsida; Fabales; Fabaceae
Product: putative B3 domain-containing protein Os03g0621600
Exons: 4
Coding region: 214-1176 (320 amino acids)
Molecular function (GO): DNA binding
Source: RefSeq, a predicted model, not a curated record